Molecule: messenger RNA, 885 nt
Organism: Ramularia collo-cygni
Lineage: Eukaryota; Fungi; Ascomycota; Dothideomycetes; Mycosphaerellales; Mycosphaerellaceae
Exons: 2
Coding region: 1-885 (294 amino acids)
Source: RefSeq, a predicted model, not a curated record
AUGCGWUUCCACAACAUUGUGACCCCGAUACUAGUCGCGGUCGCUUCUGCCGAAUAUACCAGUUUCUUUUACUCUAGCAACAAWACAUGUCCAGGCCUAGAUAUUCAAUGUGAAGCGCCAGGCUCACUGUGUGCGUACGACGGUGUCGUGAACAAAUACUAUUGCUGUUCCGGUGCCGGUUCAGGCGCUUGCAAAGCAUCCGCAGCGACGUGCAAUGGCACAGACAAUGGACCAUCUUCGUCGCAACAGCAGUGCAAUACGGAUGGAUCGACAUGGUGUUGUUUACAAGACAGCGAACGCUGCACGCAAAGGACGGGUCGGACGGAGUUGUGUAUCGCAACACAGGCCAACCCCAUCACUCGCGUCGGCCAGGAGAUUUUGAACGACACGUUCUCUUCCCUCUCCUCGGCGAAUCCUGCAGCGAGCACCUUCUCCGUGGAUGCCAUUUCACUGGCCUCGCAGGCCGCUGACAAAAGAAGCUCAUCGACUGCCACCGAAUCAGCUUCCACGACUGCAACACCAUCAGCUAGCAAUAAUUCGUCAGAGUCCAUUUCAGCUGGAGCAAUUGCAGGCGCAGCGGUUGGGGGUGUCGCCGCUAUUGCUGGCAUCAUCUUCUUGGCAUGGUUCAUGCUGCGGCGACGGCGGGCACAGAAGCACUCAGCAGGCUCUUCGAGUGAUUCUCAAACACCAAAAGAUGUCCAUCCUGAAAAGGUAGAGCCAACGUAUACGCAAAUUGGCUCGCAUGCGCCGCAGUAUCAGACCGCGGAGGCCGAAGGGUCACAUGGAUGGAACGAAAUGGCUGGAGAGGGCAAUGGACUGUUGGGUGGGGUAAAAGAGAUGCCAGAUACCAGUGCACGAGGGGCGCUGAGAGAGUUGCCUGGAUGA